CAACAUUGUCCGCGUCUACGAUUUGUUUCUGAAAGAGGACGUCGAUGACUUUGCGAUUAUACAAAAUUACAAAGGAAAAGUGUAGCUGUUAUAGUGUGGAUUUACUGUUUACCUCUACUUUUUUUAGUGUAAGCAUAUAAAUAUACACAUCAUGGCCGGCGCUAUGUUAUUCGAGAGAUCACGCGUCUCGUCGACGAACAGAGACGAAGACGUCCGCAUGACCGACAAAAUGGUUAGCACUGGCGAGGUGCCCGAAGAUGACGAAGAAAACAUAAGGGCAAAGGAACAAGGUAUCCUGAACCUAGGCGAGAAGUACAAGAAAGAAGGGAAAGCCAAGGAACUAGCAGAACUCAUCAAAGCAACCAGGCCAUUCCUCAGCCUUAUAAGUAAAGCGAAAGCAGCGAAAUUGGUACGUUCACUGGUUGAUUUCUUCCUGGAUUUGGAAGCAGGCAUCGGAAUAGAAGUCCAACUGUGUAAAGAGUGUAUAGAAUGGGCGAAGGAGGAGCGUCGUACCUUCCUGCGACAGUCGCUGGAAGCAAGACUGAUCGCUUUGUAUUUCGACACUGGUAUGUAUACAGAGGCCCUGGAUUUGGCCACAGCUUUACUCAAGGAGCUCAAGAAGUUAGAUGAUAAGAACUUAUUAGUUGAAGUGCUUCUUUUAGAGAGCAAAACCUAUCAUGCACUUAGCAAUUUACCCAAGGCUCGUGCAUCGUUAACAUCGGCCAGGACCACUGCCAAUGCUAUCUACUGUCCUCCCAAGAUGCAAGCCGCGCUCGAUCUGCAGUCGGGCAUACUGCACGCGGCCGAUGAGCGCGACUUCAAAACUGCUUACUCAUACUUCUAUGAAGCUUUUGAAGGUUAUGAUGGUGCAGACAGUCCCAAAGCACUGACUGCCCUGAAGUACAUGUUGCUGUCCAAAAUCAUGUUGAAUCAGGCUGAGGAAGUGGGCACGGUCUGUGGGAGCAAGGCGGCCCUCAAAUAUGCAGGGAAGGAGCUGGAAGCAAUGCGGGCCGUUGCUACUGCUUCCCACAAGAGAUCACUGGCAGACUUCCAGGCUGCUCUCAAGACUUACAAGAGGGAGCUAGAAGAAGAUGCGGUUGUGCGUGCCCACUUGGGUGCCUUAUAUGAUACGAUGUUGGAACAGAAUUUAUGUCGCAUCGUAGAGCCUUAUAUGCGAGUGCAAGUAGACCAUGUCGCACGUUGCAUCCGUCUGCCAGUAGUACAAGUAGAAAAGAAGCUGUCCCAAAUGAUACUGGACAAGAAACUAAACGGAAUCUUGGAUCAAGGAGAAGGCGUCCUAAUAGUGUUUGAUGAAUCCCCCCUGGAGAAGACUUAUGAGACUGUCCUCGAAACCAUCCAUCACAUGAGCAAGGUUGUCGAUACACUGUACCAGAAAGCUAAGAAACUGUCAUAGACCCUCUCAUGUAAAUUUGUUGUAGCAUUAAAAAUAUGUAUAUCAAAGUAACCGUAAAUUUUCAGUUCAAAUAAUUGUAAAUGAAACUAUUUUUUGAAUGAAUGCAAAAUUUCAUUAUUUGUACCAACCACAAUGUUGUAAGCUGAAUAGUGACAUGCUAAAUAUUAUGACAAAAAAAUUGUAAAACUAUUUUAGAAAUUGGGGAAUUGCUGUGACAAUGUUACAGACUAACAUUAUCCAGGUGAUGUAGUCACCGCGCAUAGCCACUCUGCAAAGAUUGCAACAUUUUGAUGUAAUACUAAUUCUUCACUAUUAUUUUACAUUUCCUUUUUUUAACAUAAGCUAGUGAAAAAUUAUAAUAUUCUGUUUUAUUGAGAAAAAUAAAAGGUGUUCUCCAAAAA
Ostrinia nubilalis (European corn borer) is the source of this 1815-nucleotide messenger RNA. RefSeq names its product 26S proteasome non-ATPase regulatory subunit 11 (gene Rpn6). Gene Ontology annotation, biological process: ubiquitin-dependent protein catabolic process. Lineage: Eukaryota; Metazoa; Arthropoda; Insecta; Lepidoptera; Crambidae. The coding region runs from base 152 to 1414 and encodes 420 amino acids. The transcript has a single exon. Gene Ontology annotation, cellular component: proteasome regulatory particle, lid subcomplex. Gene Ontology annotation, molecular function: structural molecule activity. The record is from RefSeq and is a predicted model, not a curated record.